Messenger RNA from Bombus impatiens (common eastern bumble bee), 7771 nucleotides. Its product is annotated as nose resistant to fluoxetine protein 6. The transcript has 12 exons. The coding region runs from base 394 to 2913 and encodes 839 amino acids. Lineage: Eukaryota; Metazoa; Arthropoda; Insecta; Hymenoptera; Apidae. Gene Ontology annotation, molecular function: acyltransferase activity, transferring groups other than amino-acyl groups. The record is from RefSeq and is a predicted model, not a curated record.
UCUCGUGUGUGCGUCUAACUUUGCCCCCCGGAGACUCGAUUUUUUCACUCGUGUCCAAUAUCUCGAGAGGGAAUAAGCGAAUCCGGGCUCUAUUCGUGCGAUUUAUUUUCGUGUCGUUACUGGAUCGUUGUUACGCUAAGCGGUAAUUCGCAUUGGAAAUAGAGUCGAACCGGUGGUUAGUGAGAAACGAAAGUGAGUCUCGUUCUACGAUCGUAAACUGUCUGGGAUAACCCGGUUGCAUUCCUGUCACGAUCGACCUUCCGCGUCCUUAAACAUGCUCGAUGAUUUGAACAGCUGAGCAAUCGAGAAACGAAAAUUGCCCAUCGAGGCAAGUUCAGUCGCUGUUCUAAUUUAAUAUGACGUCUGGAGAUUUCGACGAAAGAAACCGACGACAUGUUUAGGAACCGAGAGAGAAGCGCAGCGUCGAUCAAUAUCGGAAAACGCGAUACAAAAUACGAGACGGUCGGACCGUUUCGUAAAAUCCGAAAAAUGUCGCUUUACUUUGGCUGCUUUUUAUUCGUGCUGAACUGCGUCGUGGACGCGGGUCCAGUUUCGAGAAACGAUUCCAACAUUCUGCGAAUCGGCAGGCCUCAAGACGCGUCGUCGAUAACGGCCAGGGUGACAAAUUUGAACAGCACCGAUUACGAGGCGGAGAAGCAGACGUCGAAAGAUAGGCGCGGCCCGUUAAUCGAAUUCAGCAAAAACAAUCCGGAACUUGAUUGGAAGAAGUAUCUGAAGUUGUUCGACGAGAAGCAAGAGGAACACGAAGAUCUGGAUAUCGAUUUUAUGAAAGAAAAGUUGCAGAAGACGGCGAACAGUAUUCAAUGGCUGGUGGAUCUUUACGAUCCCCUCGAGUGGUCCAGAGUACCUGGUAAACUCGGCCACGACUGCAGGAACGAACUAGAAUUGUUUCUGAAGUCUCUGAAGGAUGGAAAGCUAUGGGCCGCCAAGAUGUCGGACGCCAGUGGCCGUUACUCGUCGCAGUUCCAUUUCGGGAACGGUUUCUGGCUUGGUUCGAGCACCCUCUGCAAAGAGCUAAAUGCCACCAGAGGAAGUAUUCGCCAGGAACUCGACGAUACUCCGCCCUAUGCGUUGAAAUUUCACGUAGCGAGGAUGUACUUGACGUUGCCCAAGGAACUCGAAUUCUCGACGAGACAAGUAUUUUUGGGUCUUUGCCUGCCAGCUACGUGCGACCAAGCAUCCCUGACCUCGAUGCUAAGAGCGAACGCCGAUCGAGUCGAACGAGAAGGUAACUCGACUUAUCGAUCGACCGGCCCGAAGAUCCACAUCGUUGCGGUGAAAUCUGUGCCUUCGAGCAAUUACAACCCUUGGCGCGAUCCCAAGUCGUACGUUCUCUCCGGAGUUGCAGGCGCGCUAUUAUUUCUGAUGAUCUGUGCGACUAUGUACGAGUACAGAACAGGAGUACAACCGAAUGUCAAGGAUGUGGAAUCAUCUAGCGUAUCGAAUAACAACGAGAGACUGAGCAAUUUUUCCAACAAAAAUCUAAACCAAGAUGGCGAAGUGAUCCAAGAAAACGGGGAGGAGCUGAUCGAAAAGGGGAAGAACUUGCAAAAAGAAUCGCCUGAUCGUUCUGAAAAGGAGAGCAAGAAAGGCUUCUGGCUAACGUGUCUAACAGCCUUCAAUCCUAUCGCGAACGGCAGCAAAAUCGUUAGCACCGAACCUGCCGCGAGAGACAGCCUGACUUGUCUGCAUGGGCUCAGAGUGUUCUCGCUGGGAUGGGUGGUCAUGGUGCACACCUAUCUUCAAGUCUUCUCCAUUGCUGAGAACAAAACCCUGCGUUCGGUGACAGAGCGGAAUUUUAUGUUCCAAACUAUCAGCAACGCCACCUUCUCCGUAGACACAUUUUUCUUCAUCAGUGGCUUGUUAGUUACGAUCCUCUUCUAUCGGUCUUCCGGUAGCUUGAAAAAUGACAAGGGCAUUUUCUGGAAGACGUGUUUCACCAAAUUUAUCAUCAUGAUCCUCUACAGAUUUAUCAGAUUGACACCGGCGUAUCUCUUUGUCCUGGGAAUAAACGAGAUCGCCAUCAAGUAUGCGCUAUCAAGGACGGUGUUCUCGCCAGUGAUCGUCGACCAUUUGACGUGCGAAAAGUUUUGGUGGAGAAACGCAUUGUACCUUAACUCGCUCUACCCUCGUACCGAGAUGUGUAUGCUGUGGAGCUGGUAUAUGGCGAACGACACACAGUUCUACGUUCUCGGAAUACUUUUGCUUCUUCUAUCUAUCAAAUACCUGAAGGCCAUCGUCGUCGUGAUUUUGCUGUUGAUCGCCUCUUCGUGGUUUACCACCUUCUCCGUCGCCUAUUCCAACGAUUACAUCGCCAGAAUCCAAGAACCGUUUGCGCUUUUCGACGAGCUGUACGAUAAGCCUUGGCUGAGAGCUGGGCCUUACUUCGUUGGCAUCAUCACCGGUUACAUUUUGUUCAGAACGAAUUGCAAAUUGAAAUUGCCUCUGAUCGUACGAGUAAUCGGCUGGGUAUUAUCUACUGCCAUAAUGUUCUCGGUAGUCUACGGUCUAUAUCCCGGAAACUUAACCGUGCCGGUGAGUUCCGUGUACGCCGCCUUAGGACACACCGCCUGGGCGAUCGGUGUAUCCUUCAUCGUGAUUCAAUGCUGCACCGGGUACGCUAGAAUGAUCGACAGUCUGCUGUCGCUCAAACUGAUAUAUCCGCUAUCGAGGUUGACUUACUGCGCGUACUUGGUGCAUCCUGUCAUCAUGAUGGUCACUGUAUCCCAGAUGGAUGGUCCGCUCCAUCUUCACAACAAUAUCGUGCUGAUCUUGUACUUUGGCAAUCUGGUCGCCUCCUACUUGAUGUCGUUCUGCAUUUCCAUCGCGUUCGAGGCGCCCAUCGUCAAUCUGCUCAAGAUCGCUUUCAUAUCGAAGAAGAGGAUAAGAUAGAGAAAGAUCGAACGUAGCGUAUCGCGCGAUCGAUGCUAGGUAAUGGACGUUUCGAUUUUCCUUACAAUAGGCGCGUUAUUAAAAACCUGCUAUCGACUUCCUUGUUCCUCAGGAUUUAAUCGUAGUUCUCCAGUGCAAGAGGAAAGAAUCCCCGACUCUCUGGCAGAUAUUUUCGGGACAAAGAUAAAAGCCGCUUUCGUGCAUCUAUUUUUCUCGAGAACGAUACAAUACACUGCUACCGUGCUUUGACAAUUUAGAUGAUGCGAAAUCAAUGCGAUUUCGUCGUACUUAAUAGGAAUAUGUUUGCACAGGCGCUUAUGACUGUCGUAAAGUAUAAAUCAAAGGCAAAUGCGUCUUCCGUAGAACACAGGCGAUCAAAGCGUAUUAAAUUCGUAAUUUCGCAGAAAAAGCGGGCGUUCAUUUUGUCUCGCUCAUCGUUCGUGUCAAGAGUGUGAGAAAGAUUCUUCGCAAAGCAUCGCCGAAACGAUAGGCUUCUCGCGCGUUAUUUUAUACGAUUCCAAUAGCGUUUUUACCGUCGGUCAUGUGCCACGGGAAUAUUUACGAUUGGUGCAGUAAGGAAACUUGGACAAAAGUUGGAAAUCGAGCGAAGAUCGAAAGAAGAAACGAUCGGGAGCCGUGCCCAGCCACCGCUAGUCCAGUUCGACGAAAGCAGAGGAAAUCGGAAAACGAUAAAGGCGGCGAAACAAUUGUAGCUUAAGACCGAACUUUAAAUAACUAAGAUCGAUAUCACACCUGUUCGCGAGUGUCAAUAACGAAAGAAAAUGUUUGUACAAAAAAUUGAAAAAAAGCGUUUCAUUUUAAACGUAUUGGUAUUUCCCGAGCGACGAAUAUCUUGUCUGCGUGUACGCCAAAACGACAGAAAUAGGAAAGCGCGUUAAACUUAGAUCGAAGAAAAGAUAAAUCGAUAUUUGCGCGAUCUCUGACGCUGUUUCACGCCUGGACGAAAUUUAAUGUUAGACGGACGUGAUUCGUUUAAAGUGAUCGUUGCUUCGUUAAAUUACAAAAAGCAGUUGAAAAACGAGUACGUUUUUUUCACGUCAUUCUUUCUUAGAUACUAACUCGAUACGCGUCUAUUUACCGCAAAAUGAAAUGAAAAACUGUCGUCACGUAGGCGUUAUAACUGUUAGGAAAAAGAAAAAUAUCAUGCAAAGCGUGCCGAAUCUCUUCUGCUGCCAACGACUAAAUUAAAAAUCACUGAAACGUAAUUGAUAUUUGGAGUAAAAGAUUAAUAGUAAAAAGGAGUUUCUCGUUUACUCGUGAACCAACGUUCGCGGUGUUUCGCCACACGGCGGUAAAAAGUAACCUUACCUUUUUUUCAUCCUCUGACGUAAAAACGUAACGGAAAAAGCAAGUAAAUAUAUGCGGGCAGAAACGAGCACGAAGGAAAAUAUGUAAACAGCGCACGGAGUAAUUCUGGCUUAGUACUGGUGCACGCGUGUUCGAUCUUUGCGCGGUGCUACGUGCUCGGAAGCACACGAUUAGUAAUGCAAUUAACGUCCCGUCAAUUACGGCCGUAUAACGUCCAUUUCACGCGAUUAUCGCAACGCGACCGACUGUCUCGCACUUGCAUCAUCUGUCGCGUAUAUCAACGCCAUGACGUUUGCCUUCUCUUUCUGCGUAUUCUCGAAACCUGCUUAUAAACUUCGCUUCUUCCCUUUCGCUUUUUCAUUUUUCGCUUCCUCUUCGGGAAUACUUUGAUUCGCCUCGCGAUUCCGCUAUUAUUAAACUAUUUGCAGCGCAGUGUUGAAAAAUCUUCGAGCAAAGAUCGCGAAGUAUUUUCGAGGAAAUUCUAGUUUCAUUCCAGUCCCGGAGAAUCCGGAGAAUCCAAGAUCAGAGUCGUCCAGUACGGUUUACGAUUUAUCACGAAACUGUAGCCAUCAAACAGUAGUCAGAAAUCGAGAUGACACGCUCGUGGCUCGAGCCAAACCGAAAUUCUGCCAACUGUCUUCCACGUGCCUUUUCUCGUUCCGCUUCUAAUAACGAUUACCAAAAAAAAAAAAAAAAAAAAAAAAAUCAAUGGAACUUUUACGAGCCGGAACGUUCGGAAAUCGAAUAUCGUGGAAUAUGAUUUUCGAGGCAGUCAAAUUUCCAAGUGAUUUUAGAAGCGAAUUUUCAUCUCCGAAAUAGCGAUAUCCGAUAACUGGAAUCGAAGGUUGGAAAGAAAUGAGACGAGAAGAGUAAAAAUUUACGAGGAUCCUCGGUCGGAUAACUAGUUCGUUAAUGGAAUCGAAUGCAGAUCAGGCAGGCCUGUAUUUCGUAUUUGUAGUCGAGCAAAUAGAUACGGUUAAUCGGCAUAGUCGGCCCUACAGCAACCAGAGUCUAAUGCUAAUACAAGUACGAGCAUCCCUCCAUUGACAAUCCAAUUUACGUAUAUAUCCUGUGUAGCUUCUAAAGUGCAUCGUCUAAAUCGAAUUCGAAAUGCGCGUCGGUUUUCGGCCGACUUCUCGACCAUCGUUUUAAUCGAGCAAAUACCGUGUAACGAAUAACGAUUUAAUGCGUUAACGAAGAUUAUUAAUGAAACGUUGCAUGUCGUUGAUCAAUUGCAGAUAACGAAUCGGACGAUAUGAUCGGUAAUUUAGGAUCGAAUAUUUUAUACUCGCUCGUUAGAGGCGGUAACAAGUUGCGCGCAACUUCGACCCGCUUAAUUUUUCAUUGUUCUCUCGAUUAUUCGCAUGUACGUGUAACAUACAUGGCUGCAAAGUUUCACGAACUUUCGAUGUUUCGAUCACCGAAUUUAUGUUAUUCUCGACUACUGUCCCAUUUAAUAUACUCGUAAUUUUAUUCGUUAUUCUCGACUCGAUUUUCAGAAGUUACGCGUUUCAUGCACGUCCUGUUCGAACGAUAUACGCAUGCAUGCAUGUACACGCAUAUAUACAGAUACGAUAUAGGUAUACAAUAAGUACAUAGAUAUAAAAGUUCGAUACGGUAAAUGUCUAAAUAUUUUCGCCAGCCGCUAUAUUCGGGCCAGUGGUCAGAGGUGAAUAUCCAAGGCGAAUACGAUGUUACGGUAUGAGCGUCCUAUCACAUGCCGUCCGUUUCGAGUGAUUUCGCGGUUGCACGUGUCAGCACGGGUACACGCUCGCGUAUGCAUAGAAGGCCGUGCUUUGCCGCAGAUGUACCCGUUUUCGUAUUGUCACGCAAACGUCAUCGGAUUAAGUUGACGACGUAAGCGAAAGAUGAACAAACGAUAACGUAAUGGUACGAGCUAGGCGCCUCGUUAACCGAAUCGAUAUACAGUGCGUUAAUCAUCGCGCGUUCCUCUCUGCGUCCAACCAGUUAAUGCGCACGCACCUAUUGUCUGUAGCCAAUUAAGGCUUCGAGGGGCAUUGCGGUUAAUGGUCUCGCCUAAAUAUUUCAUCGUUGAUGAAACGCAACGUAUUUCCGAUCGUGCGAGUAAUAAUCCAGUUCGAGCGAGUCGAACGCACCUGUAUUUUCCUCGUUUCGGUAAAAAUAUUUCCGGGACAGCACAGCACAGGGAAAUACCGCGCGUAUUCCAAAAUAUUUCGUUUUAAAGGAGAUAUAUUCGUAUCGAUAUGCACAGCCGGAAAUAUACGUAUGUUAGUACCGAGAACGAAUAAGAAUGCCGUGCUCUUGCAACCAUUUCCGUCCCUAUUUCGUCCAAUUUGUUCUUAUUCGCGUUUCGAAUCCAUCACCGACCAAUACCAACGAUGUUGGAGAAAAUUUUACGUAGUUUCCGUGAUUUCAUUUGCUCGUAUGUAUGACGAAAAGUGGAAACGUCCAAGAUGAACUGUGUCCGACGUCUGUUUCGCGAAUUCGCCCUGAAACCAGGUCGUCCUCGUGAAAUAAUUGGAGCAAAGUUGUGUAUGAUAUACGAACAGGCCUAUUUUCCACGAGUUACUGGAGCAAGGACUGCUUAACGAGAUACGGAAGCGGAAGAUCUUAACGCUUUCGCUGCUGUAUUUUACUGUCGAUUGUACGUGCAACACACGGUCGUUACAUCUUGACGAUUUACAUCGUUACACGGGUCCAAAGUUAAAGGAAAGCUUUAUCGAAAAAGUGGAACGAGGCAGAAAGGGGCUGCAACGACGGAAAGAACUGCAGUUCGAGGAAAUCGUCGAUCAAGGUACCCGAACGAAGAUGAAUUAAUCAGAAGCUCGCGAUAUCGAAAACACGUAGAGGAGAGUAUCGAAGAAAUUGAUGGUGGCGCAGGCGCGGGGAACGUGGCGCGCAGCAAGAGCCGCAUUUUCACGAGCAGUUGGCCUAAAGGCGUCGCAGAUCGAGCACGCGAAACACGAGUCGCCCAGUAUCGGUCGAAAGACACGAGGUUUCGCGUGACGUCGCUAUCCCAACUUGCAGAUAAGUGUUUUCGAAAUACCAAAAACUUAUUUCGCUUGGACCGGAUUGACGAUAAAUAAAUUCCGAAAAUAAUCGAUUACCGAUUUGAAUAUCAUCGAAAUGCUCGCGGAAACAAUUUGACCGCUCGCGUAAGCUACGACGUACGAUGGUUUUCGCUGGUGAGCGGAACGUAUGAAAUUUUCUGGAAGGUCGAAGGAAGCCACGAUCAAUCGUCCAUGGAUAGGACCAGCCUGCGCGAUACGUGAAAUUUGGUCACGGUGAAGUAUUUCGAACAGGACGCGAAACGUGACGCGAAACGUGACUCGACUCGAAGUAACGAGAUCGCGCAAGUCCCAGGGUUCGACCAACUUUCCCAGACACACUGACGUGGUACAUCGUGCCGCUGACAAGCAAGCGAGCAAGCAAUGUACGCCACUCGAUCUUCCUACGACGUGGUAUCGAUUCAAAAAUAAAUAGAAUAAAUAGAAACACGUGUCGUCGAGAAGAAUCUAAAAUCCAAGUUCGGAACAAACUUGAAAUA